Molecule: messenger RNA, 2304 nt
Organism: Linnemannia hyalina
Lineage: Eukaryota; Fungi; Mortierellomycota; Mortierellomycetes; Mortierellales; Mortierellaceae
Source: the annotation of a GenBank genome assembly
AUGAUCACGGUGCCCUCCCAGGAGAUUGCCGCUUUUCUCGGGAACCAUCUCGACCAUGUCCUCCAGCAAGCGGGCCUGGACUUUGUCCAGUCGGUGGCGGCACAACGGCACUUCAAGGCUGCCUGCUCUUUAAUGGAUGUUCUCAACUCGGUCCAGUCGGUUCAACGGCAGCUCCAAGUAGUCCUACAGGAACGGCAUGUCAACAAUAACCCUGACCGAGGCGAUCUUACGUCAGAGCCCCGCAAGGUCCGGAUAACAUCGCUUUAUUUGCUCUACAGUCUGUACAGCAGUCUACCGAUCCACCAGAACCCAUUCCUUUGUCUCUUCGUGGAUAUUUACACGUCAGCUCUUCAAAACGACCAGCACCGUCCUGAACGCUUCUUGGCUCCAAGUACUCCUUCCGAACUGAUUGCAAUAGCAGACGAAGUCGAGUCUAAACGAGUUGAUCUGGACUCGUUAUCACUCUUCUUGCCCGAAGUUCCGAUAGAAGAUCAAAUUGCACCUGGCAUUGGUUGGGAAACCUUUCAGCAGCAAAAACGAGGCGGGACGUGCGACUUUGUCAAGGUGCUUGAGGGAUGGAAGAAAGGGAUAGCGGAAUCGGAGCGCAAUGGAGUAAGGAAAAUCGAAGCCCUAGCUGGAACGGAGGGUGACGCAAAGGGUACCCCAAACGUAGGAUCUGGAGCAUCAGCGAUCGAGGAGUCAGCGGCAUGCAAACGGUCGCACAAUGACCAGAAGGAAGAUGAUGACGAGGAGGAGCUCGAAGAGUGGGAGAUUGAAGCUGAGAAGCAUCUUCAGGACUCGAAUGAAAUCGCCCCGGCACCACCCGUCAAGACGUCCCAGAAAUCAAAGAAGGCUGCCGAGAUUACUUACAAUCGCCAGCAGAUGAACGCGAUCAUGGAACAGGCAGUCAUUCAGCCAUUAUCUUUCGACCAAGAACAGUUCAUGUUGUCGCAAUUUACCGUGGAUGCAACGCGAGUUCAUAUUCCACUGCCAUCCCAGGAGGCUCUUCCAGGCAUUGUGGACAACAACCCUACUAUCGCAUUCAACCUACUCCUCUAUCUCAUCCAACUUUCAUCUGAUCUGGAAGGCGGUGACAGUACCGAGAUGGCUCAAAAAUCCAACGGCGCAAAGUCCAGCCCCGCCAAGGGAAGCGCUAAGAAUAGCACAGCGGCGAGUCCAGAGCCAUCAAUGGUGGACGGCUAUCUGGAUAUGAUGACUCGGCCAAAGCGCCUGACUCUUCACUCGCUGGAGGUUGUGAAUCGCUUGACAGGAGCAACCACUCUCUCUCCCCGCUUUUUGCAUGGGUAUAUCGAGAACGCCAUUCGCUGCUGUGAACAGGUCGAGGACAAGGUUGGCCAGGCCCGCGUUGUUCGCAUGCUCUGUGUGUUUUUGCAAUCUCUUCUGCGGAGCGGAGCUAUUACUAUCCCAGGCUAUUACCAUGCUCUGCAGAGCUUCUGCGUUCAGUUCUCUAGAGUCAAGGAAGUUGCUAACCUAUUCCAGGCUUUAGUCGAGUACCAGCGAAAGGCUGAUGCGCAGUCUCCUGUUCAGGCUCAAGGAGCUCCACCACCACCACCACCACCACCAUUGACUCAGCUGACGCAACCACCCCGAACUCUGACGCAGUCUGCGUCAAUGCCCUCCACCCCAACAGCAGAUACCCCACCACGGUCAUCCUGGCUCGCCAAUUCUGGAUCGAUUAGUCAUAUCAAAACCUCCCUCGGCAAACAUACGUCCAUGAACGGAUUCUCGUCUCCUGGAGCUCUCUCGCAGUUUAUCCAUCCAGGGCCAGCUUCUCCUGCAAGCAUCAACAGCAACCAGAAUGGAAACCACCUAAAUGGCAACAGCAACAGCAACAGCAACAGCAAUAGCAACAGCUCGUUCUUCAAGACACACCAGAAGCACUCCAGUCAACACUCAUCAUCGUCAGGCACUCUCUUUUCCUCGCCUACAGUGAUGUCUGCCUCCGUGAACGCAUUCAACACGCGCCUAGGAAAUCCAACGACGUUAACGUUGAACAGUGGCAACCUUGGGUCUUUGCAAGGUGGACCACGAUCAGCCGGCGUGGGAUCAGGAUUACAUUUGAACCGAGAUUAUGAUCUGGAUGCUGCGCUGCGAGAGAGUUUGAGAGACAUGGAGAUCCAAGGAGGGUCGUCGUCAGGUGCCGGCUCAGGACCAGCAUCGAGGACGAGUCGCACCCCUAAUAAUGGACUCCAGCAACCCAUCCACCUUGGACCUAAAGGAUUCUCCAAUGGGCCUCAUCUCGGGAACCAUGCGCGUGGCCGUGAUUCUCGCCGUGGCGGAUAG